AUGGCUAUCAAGCGCUCGUCGCUGCCUGACCAAGUCAACCUCACUGCACGACUUCCGCGACACCCUUUCAAUACCCACGUACUCGGUCAUCACGACUACAUGGAGCAGAUCUACACCAACGAGUUCUCGGGCGGCGCCAUAGUCAAGGGCGUGAAUGACCUGCAUGCGGUUCUUUUUCCAAAGGACGACUUCCCUGCUCAGCUUAAGCCUGCUAGUCUACGCAGGGCCUGUGUAGCGCGGGGCCUGUAUGAUGAUGUACAGAAGUGCUGGACGCGUGCACCCGACUUCUCUAUUCCAUCGCAGGAGCCGGCCAUAGCCAAGUUCUUCGAGGAGAUCCUUGAGAUAUGCAGAUCGCUCCUACCGCCCUCUCUACAGCAGGACCUUGACAAGCGCUACUGGACGUCUGCAUUCCGAAACGACACACUGCCCGGUGGCGUCAUUGACCGUAGGCCUGAUGUUGUCGAACUCGCACUCAAUCUCGAUCAAAUAUGGGAGAACUCGUAUUCUGAUGCACAGAUAAAGAGCAGCUCCAGAGAUACAGAAGCUGCAGCCAAGCAGCUGCAUGAUGGCGCACUCAACUGUCUCUCCACACAAGACAAUCGACUGUACCACAUCGGGCUCGGCGUGAUACAGCAACUGUUGUUCCUGUCGUGCUACGAUCGCUGCGGAUGUGUGCGCUCCAGGCCCAUCGACAUUCACGCGAAGCCUGAGGUGUUCCUCUGGGCCCUUGCCGGCUUGAGCCUGCUGCCCAAGGUUCAUCUGGGAUUCGACAUGUCUAUCACGAGAGACGACCUCGGGCAUCGCAUCGUCACUGUCCAGGCCGUCGAGUACAUCAUCGUCCAGCAGCUUAACCAGCACAUCAGCAUCCACGGCCGUGGGACAGUUGUUUGGCACUGCAAAAAGGUCAAGGGCGGCCAGGACGUCGCCAUCAAGAGCGUCUGGAUAGACACAAGCCGAGCGCAUAACGAGAUUGAUGUCCUAAAGUUGGCGAACUCCAAGAACGUGCCUAAUGUUCCGACUCUGGCGGGUCACGAGAACGUUAAGCGCAUGGGAGUGAAUGCAUCCACCGCGACCUUCCGCGCGCAAGUAUGCACGCCGGACGUUUUGGACAAGAUCGAGGUCCGGGAAUACGUGCGCUUCGUCAUGGAGCAGUACGGCUCUCCUCUGGGGACCUUUGCGAGCACGGCCGAGCUUUUAUCUGUAGUAUUGGACGGUGUCGAGGGUCACUUCGGCCUAUACAAGAAAUGCGACUUCAUACACGGAGACAUUCACGAGAAGAACAUACUCAUCAAGGAUCGCGAGCGAAACAAGUUCGGUCUUAGGCGCGGACUCCUGGUCGAUUUUGAGUCUGCUUGGAAAAUUGGAGAGAAUGCGCGUGAUAAGGCCGCAAAGGGCCUCAGGAGUUGCCCUGCGUCGCAUAUGUCGUGCGGAUACCUCACCCGCUACGAGUACAGGGACCCUACGGUGGCCGAUGACCUUGAGUCAUUCUUCUACGUUCUACUGUGGCCCUGUGUCCUUCAAGAGGGUCCUGACGGCAAGCUGCGCACCGACGACUUCGAUCUCAUGUCAAAAGAGAUGGGAAAGUGGUUGUCUAGUGACAUGCGGGUCGUCGGCUGUCUGAAGAAGGACAUCAUGCAGAAUCAGCCCGGGGAGCCGGAUAUAUUCCGCAACUUCCUCGAUGACCACGUCCACCCAUACUUCGCGGGCAUGAAGGAUUGCCUUUGCGAGCUUCGCUCGGUUGUCAUGCGCAGAGACCCUCCGCCCACUCAUCAGGAUGUCAUAGACGUCCUCCAGCGGCAUCUUCGCGCCCAUCUGCCGUCGGAACAUCUGCCUCACCACCCGAACCCUUCGAGUAACGAAGAAGACACUUUGAGCUUUACUGUGGACAGUGCCAAGCCUUCGAGCUCGGACAUCGUUCGACCCGACCAAGGAGCCCCGCCUACCCGGCCUAGCGACGACGCUCCCGAAAUUGACGUGCACAAGGGGCCAUGGCAGCCGCAAGCGGCGGCGACCAAGUACUCGAAAGGCGUGAGCUCCCCUCCGACUACCCGGACUGGUGCCAAACGAACUGUGGAUCGUUCGACAACGAGGCGGGGAACACGGCAGUCAAACCUGAAGCGCACCGCAGAGCAAGCUACCGAUUCGGAAUCGGGAUUUCUGUACCAGAGAGGCUGCACCGAAUGUCUCAAAAAGGUGAGGGAGGGCGAACCUGGCUCGAUCAAGUGCAAUGGUCAAGGGUGCGACGUAAAAAUUUUCCAUCGGGAAUGCGUGAAGGACUUCAUCACGGGGCCGGACAGUAGUUGGAUUUGCGAUGGAUGCUCGGAAAAUCCGGGGCGUGCUCAGAAGAAGUCAAAAAAUCAAAGCGCCACUGACAGCAAAGAGCGCACCGCCAAGUCCGCCUCCAAGGUUUCCAAAAGCGCUUCCAAGACCUCCAAGUCCGCCUCCAAAGCAUCCUCAUCCACCAACGCCGCAGAUUCCGGCCCGACGCGCGUCACCACAUCCGAGGACUAAGGAAACAGCGUUGGCGGCGAUGACAGCGGAGUAGGCAAGACCCUCUCCACCCCAUACUCCUUGGACUUUAGAUUACGAUCGUCUUCAGAGCUGCCAUACAGC
This is a messenger RNA of Schizophyllum commune H4-8, 2613 nucleotides long. RefSeq lists its product as uncharacterized. Lineage: Eukaryota; Fungi; Basidiomycota; Agaricomycetes; Agaricales; Schizophyllaceae. The transcript is spliced from 5 exons. Gene Ontology annotation, molecular function: protein kinase activity; ATP binding. The coding region runs from base 1 to 2511 and encodes 836 amino acids. Gene Ontology annotation, biological process: protein phosphorylation. The record is from RefSeq and is a predicted model, not a curated record.